Panonychus citri (citrus red mite) is the source of this 2190-nucleotide messenger RNA. RefSeq names its product phosphatidylinositol 3,4,5-trisphosphate 3-phosphatase and dual-specificity protein phosphatase PTEN-like. Lineage: Eukaryota; Metazoa; Arthropoda; Arachnida; Trombidiformes; Tetranychidae. Gene Ontology annotation, molecular function: protein tyrosine phosphatase activity; phosphatidylinositol-3,4,5-trisphosphate 3-phosphatase activity. Gene Ontology annotation, cellular component: cytosol; plasma membrane; nucleus. The record is from RefSeq and is a predicted model, not a curated record. Gene Ontology annotation, biological process: negative regulation of cell population proliferation; regulation of phosphatidylinositol 3-kinase/protein kinase B signal transduction; phosphatidylinositol 3-kinase/protein kinase B signal transduction. The transcript has 2 exons. Bases 43 to 1968 code for a protein of 641 amino acids.
CUUACCAUGUUGAUUAGUUAUUCUUAAUGGUUUAAUCUUUGGAUGAUUUUCACCUUUUCAAUGAUGACUUCAACGCUGAAAACAAUUGUGAGCAAGAAAAAAAAGCGUUACCAGGCAAAUGGAUUUGACUUGGAUCUUUCAUAUAUCCUACCUAAUUUAAUUGCAAUGGGAUUUCCAGCCGAAAGGCUUGAACGUGUUUUUCGUAAUAACAUUGAAGAUGUAGUUAAAUUUAUGGAAGCCAAACACAAGGAUCAUUAUUUUAUCUACAACCUUUGCUCCGAGAGGAGUUACGAUCAUUCAAAGUUUCACAAUCGAGUUUCUGUUUUUCCAAUUGAUGAUCAUAAUCCACCUCCUUUUGAAUUAAUUAAACCAUUUUGCCAAGAUGUUUACCGUUGGUUAAAACAAGAUUCUCGUAAUGUGGCCGCCAUCCAUUGUAAAGCAGGAAAAGGUCGCACCGGUGUAAUGGUUUGUGCUUACAUCCUUCACACCAAUAAAGAUAUGGAUGCCGAUUCAGCGUUAAACCUUUAUGCUGAAAAGCGAACUCAUAAUAGGCGAGGUGUUACAAUACCAAGUCAACGUCGGUAUGUUCACUAUUAUGAAAGGCUAGUCAAAAGUGGUCUUGACUAUAUGAAGAUUCCACUUUACAUUCGUUGUAUUCGUAUGGAUCCUAUGCCACUUUCCCUUAAAACAAAUUUAGUCCCAUCGGUUGUAAUUUGGGAAGGUAAAGAAAUCGUUUUCAAAGGAUGUUUAGUAUGGAGACGAUGGCAAGAUACUGGAAUUUAUACUGAAUUUCAUUCUCCCGUAAGAUUAAAUGGUGACAUUAAAGUGGAAGUUUACAAUGGUAAAAUUGAUUUUAGUGCAAAUCAUAACAAAGUGAAAGGAGAUAGAAUGUUUACUUUUUGGUUCAAUACUUUUUUUGUUAAAUUAGAAUCAUCAUCUUCUACUUCAUCCACAUUACCAUCAUCAAUCUCAUCAUCAACUCUAUUAUCACCAACAUCCAACAAUCUUACUACCACUACUUUAACACAACACCAACACCAACAAUCCCCACCAUCAGCACCAUUAGUAAAUCAGACACAACAACAACAACAACAACCAUUGGCAACAACUACAAUCCUAGAUAAUAUUAAAUCAACCUUUAAUCCACUUAACCACUUUAUGUCUAAACCUGUACCCAUCCCGUUGUCAACCGAUUCUAGUAACACUUUUGGCAAUCCAGGAGUUGUAACAUCAGUAUCUUCACUUGUAGUUGUAACCAAUAAUAAUAAUGGUAAAAUUCCAGGUAAAUUUAAGGUAACAUCUUCAUCACCCUCUUCGCCAUCUUCUUCUUCAACCAAUACCACCUCUUCCCAUAGAUUGAGGUCUCGAUCAACCACAAAUUCAUACGUAAUGAUGCUUAAUAAUUCUGAGAACUCAACACCUCACGAUGAGAACAAUAAAUCAUCAAGUGCUUCCUCUCAUCAUCACCAUAAUCAUCAUAUUCUCCAUCAUCACAUCAAUAGUAAUGGUACAAUUUGCAUAUCACCUUCAUCAAAUCUUACUUCCAAUUAUAACUGUGUUACAACAAUACCCAAAGUGAAUGGGAUCUCAUUCAAAUCGAUUUCAGAUCAAUCCUCUUCACUACCAUUACAACAAUCACAAAAUCACCAACAGCAAAACCAACACCAGAACCAACUACAAUUACCAACCCAAACACAAGCCCAACAAUCCCAACAACAAAUCCAACAACAACAACAACAACAACAACCAACAGCAAACAAAGGAAAACCAUUGAUUUAUAAUAACUCAUCUUCAUCAUUCAACUCAUCUUCUAUUAUCGACCCCAGGAAAAACUCACUCUCUGGUUCAAAUAAAAGUGAAUUAACUCUUCAAGAAGAGUUUACUUUAAAUCUUAAGAAAGAAGACUUGGAUAAAUUAAGUAAAAGUACCAAUCCUGAUUUCCAAGUUAGUAUCAAAUUCUCGAUGUAAAUGUCAAAAUAUUAAUUAAAAAUAAGUUUUGCAUAAAAUUACAUCAGUGGAGAUCAUCAUCAUCAUCCCACCGAGAGAAAGAAAAUGCAGAAAAGUUAAUUGUGAAACAAUUUAUUUAGUUUCCUUUUUGUGCAAAACAACAAACAAAACAAAACCUUUUAAAUUGUGAGAUUUUUUUUUUUUUUUCUCAAUAAUAAUAAUAUUAUUAUUAUAUUAACUCAA